AAAUAAAUAUGUACAUGCUUUCUAUAUACCGGUAGCAUACACAAUAGGAAUUUAUCGAACUGUUAACGUAGCAGCUUUUAAUGUCGUAAUUUGACGUCGAAAUAUAAGUACCUUGAUGCAGCAGCCCCUUUAUGGCGCAGCAUAUAUAAAAGUUUCUAAUACCGAUGUGCGCGUCGGUUGUGAUAAAUAUAAUUGUAAUAAAAGAUGACGACUGAUACGAAGCACGUGGAAAGUCUUAAAAAGAAGAAAAGUGGGAUUAUUUAUUUAUCGACUAUCCCAAAAUAUAUGAACAUUACAAAAGUACGAGAAAUAUUUUCCACUUACGGAAAAGUUGGGAGAGUGUAUUUACAAUUACCUGAAAAUCUGGAGAUUGGUAAAAGGAGAAAACCUGUGAAACAUUUUACAGAAGGGUGGGUGGAAUUUGAAAGUAAAAAAGUAGCUAAAUAUGUAGCUACAGUAUUAAAUAACAAACAAAUUUCCAUGCGUAAGAAAAGUAAAUUUUUUGAUGUCAUAUGGAAUAUAAAAUACUUACCAAGAUUUAAAUGGAUUCAUUUAAGUGAACGUUUAGCAUAUGAACGAGCAGUUUACAAGCAAAGACUUCACACAGAAAUUGCACAAGCGAAAAGAGAAACCAAUUACAUUUCUUAUAACAUUGAUAGAAGUAAAAAGUUGACUAAAAAGAGAUUUGAAAGAGAAACAACAAAUUUUGUCUUACCUAAAAUCAAACAGAGGGAUACAGAUGCAGAAAUUAGAAAUAUGAAAAGAGAAACAGAGCCAAAAAGUAGAGAUGAAAUUUUGAAGUCGUUAUUUGGUUAAUCCUUCCAAGACACACACUGAGACAUUCUAAUGAACGAGUAUUUUUUGUUUUAAAAUAAAAAUUUUAAAUAAAAAGCUAAAAAUAUAUGUAUA
Molecule: messenger RNA, 909 nt
Organism: Vespula pensylvanica (western yellowjacket)
Lineage: Eukaryota; Metazoa; Arthropoda; Insecta; Hymenoptera; Vespidae
Product: pre-rRNA-processing protein esf2-like
Exons: 4
Coding region: 205-816 (203 amino acids)
Biological process (GO): endonucleolytic cleavage in 5'-ETS of tricistronic rRNA transcript (SSU-rRNA, 5.8S rRNA, LSU-rRNA); small-subunit processome assembly; endonucleolytic cleavage in ITS1 to separate SSU-rRNA from 5.8S rRNA and LSU-rRNA from tricistronic rRNA transcript (SSU-rRNA, 5.8S rRNA, LSU-rRNA)
Cellular component (GO): nucleolus
Molecular function (GO): RNA binding
Source: RefSeq, a predicted model, not a curated record